This is a messenger RNA of Brassica napus (rape), 3571 nucleotides long. RefSeq names its product kunitz trypsin inhibitor 4-like. The transcript has a single exon. Gene Ontology annotation, molecular function: endopeptidase inhibitor activity. Lineage: Eukaryota; Viridiplantae; Streptophyta; Magnoliopsida; Brassicales; Brassicaceae. Bases 2355 to 3056 code for a protein of 233 amino acids. The record is from RefSeq and is a predicted model, not a curated record.
CAAGAACGAAUUAGGGUUCUUCGGGUUUAGGGUUCCAAAAAACCAAGGCGACGCCGUCUAUUGUUUCUGCGAGUGUGGGCGCGUCUGAGAUCGGAUUGACAAACGGUUUUCGCUGAUAGAUUCGUCUUGUCCAGAGCUUCAAUUUGAUAUGUAGCGCGUCGUCUGGUUCCUUGGGGUUUGAGAGAUAGAUUGAUUUUAAGUUACGUCUGGAUUAGGGUUUAUGUGUGACGGAUUUUAGGUUAGGUUUUGUCUCAGGGUUUUGGAGUCUAUCGUGCUGAUAACGUGUUGUGAAUGAAGAGGGGAACUUGUGUAUAUUAUUAGAUCGACCAACUGGUCUUUAUAUACAUAUGGUAAUGACGGUCUAAGUACUGGAUCAACAUGAGAUCGUACUUAUCCUUAACUAGAUAAUGACUAGCAAUACGUAAGAUAAACACCAACUAUAAUGUAGAUAAACACAAAAGUAGAUAGGCGCCAGUAUGAUCAUGCGGAUGGGCUUAGCCCGUCUUGUUACACGGACUGAUAAAUGAGUCGAUCACUAAAUGGUUUAUAACAAUACCCAUUUUAUUAGUAAAGUUGACUGAUAAUAAAUAAAAAAGACAAACACACGAUUAGCGUAAAAUGGAAUCUAUAUUAUAAAUGAUCAUCUUCUCUACAUGUAUAAUUGUUUAAUUUUAAAUAAUUUAUUUGAAAUAAUUAACUUUUUUUUUCAAAUACCACUUCUUCAAAUUACGUUUGAAAAUACAAGUAGCGGUUAUUAUGUUUAUUAAGGAAAAUUAGAAACUUGUAAAGUAAUUUAUAGAUUUUCUACUGUAACUAGCAAGAAACUAACGCUUUAAAAACUUCACUCUUGAACAAUUUCCUCAUAAAUUUAAUCACACGAGGAGAAUCUAUCAAUGAAUCCACUUCUAUACUAUAAACAGGUGCUUUGGUAUUUUUUCUCUUUAAAUUAACCUUUUUGGUUAACCAAUUUUCUGACCAGGUUGAACCAAGCUUUUAGUUGUUCUUUUUCCUUUCAUCCAAUCUAUUAAUUUAGGGUUAUAUUUAAAUUCUACCAUGGCAUUUUGUUUUGUUUUAUACCUAUUGAACAUGUUGUUGACUUAAUACGAACCUAUAAUAUUAUAUUAUUUAAACCACUUAAUAUUAUUUCAUCUAAUUAAUUAUACUGUAUUAUUUAAGGAAGGUGUAUUCACAUAAGAUAGUCUAUGCAUGUAUGUUUUAUGAUCAUAAAUGAUAUUUAACUUUUUAAUAUAUUUAUUAAGAAUACAUUUAUACAUUCAUAGACAUAAAAACACACAUACUUAAUAAACUUCACUUAUAUACUAUAUUACAAAAAUAUGAAUUACAUAUAUAUAUAUAUACAUGACGUUACAUAGAAUACAUAUUUGACAAUCAUAUACGGUAAUAAUUUUAUAAUAAGUUUCACAAUGGCAGUUUUUAUAUAUUUAGUCAUUUAUAAAAUAGACCGACACGUUUAUAUGAUUGUCAAAUACCAUUAUAUUUUUACAUGAUAAUAUAAUGAUAUAAUUUUUAAUGAUUACCAUUAUACAAUAAAUUAUAAUUUAAAAAAGAUUUUGAAGGUAGAUGCUAUAUUUAUUGUUACACAGAAUAUUAUACCACGAUUUUAGUAAAUGGAAUAUACCUAUGCUAGAAUUAAACUACUAACUGAAAUUGUGUAUAUCUUCUUAACUAAUUCAUUUAAAAUCUAUACUAUUAAAAGGAAAUUAUUUUUAAAAUCUAAUGCAAAGAAUUUUUAGACCUAUCUAAAAAUAAAUAAAUGUAUUGUAUGAAUUUAGAAUUCUUUUUGAAAUUUACCCUGACAUUUUUUUUUGGACCUAUUAAACAUGUUGUCACUUGACCAAACCAAAAACCAAAUAAGUAAACACAAAUCAAAACCAAAUUCAUAAUUAACUGAAUAGUUUCUAUAUGUCUUGAAGCAAAAACUAAAAAUUACAACCGAACCGGAACCAAACCGAAAACAAAAAAAUAUAAUGUGGAAGCAAACUGAAAACCGAUCGUCCAUGUCUAAACAUAUUAGUGAGCAAACAUACAUGUUAAUAAAUUUAUCAACAAAAUAUAAUCCUAGCUAGUAACGAUUAAACCAAAAAUAGUGAAAUACAUAAUCUUAUUAGUUAACCAACUGUUUAAGUCUCGAAGAUCAGGAUAAAACAGUAAAACUCUAUCACUCCAUAAGAAAGAAUCAUACAAACAAAUUGAAGAGGCGUUUGUAGACAAAAAAUAAUAAUUUAAAAGGCGUUUAAUGAAAGUGGAAUAAAGAAAAAGAUAGGCGUCUUCAUAAAGCUAGCGUGUACGAAGCUGUAUGUGCAUGUAUACACGACCGUAUAAAUACCGAUCACAUGAGCUCACAUUUUUUUCAUCCAAUAACACUCAAAGCUAAUCAACUACACAAACUGAAAAGGAUGAAUUUUAUGUUUUACUUCCUUCUUGCCUUAACCACUGUUUUGGCUGUGACCGCAAGCCCCGGCCAACCAGUUCUCGACAUUAAUGGUGAUAUUAUAUCGGACGGCAGUUACUACGUUAUUCCCCUCAACUAUGGCACUAAAGGUGGCGGUCUCACCCUCUCCCCUCGUGGUGACAAUUUAUGUCCCCUCUUUGUCGGGCAGAGAAUUUCAGAGGUCAACAGGGGCAUUCCCGUAAAAUUCUCAAACUGGAGGUCUAAAGUUCAGUUCGUUCCUCAAUCAGAGAACCUCAACAUCGAGAUGGACGUCAAAGCUAAGUUCUGCGUUCGGUCAACCUAUUGGUGGGUGACGGCUGCCGAAAGUCACUUUAGGAAGUUGUUCGUAACGGCUGGUCCUAAGCCAGAACUUGGAGAAGAUACCUCGAAGAGUUUCUUCCAGAUCAAGAAAACUGGAGUUUUGGUUAACAGUUACACGGUUGCGUUUUGUUCCAAGGAUAACGGUUGCAGCGAUGUCGGGAUAUUUAUGGACGAACAUGGCAUUCGUCGUUUGGCUUUAGGCUCUAUGCCACUCCCAGUUAUGUUCAUGAAAGCUACUGAGGAAGAUACUUCGUCCAAGAAUAUGUAUAUAUUAUCUGAGUGAAAUUAAGGACAAAAAAUUAAGAGUAUAUUAGAGUUUACGACUAAUAAUAAAACUCUUCAUAUGUUCAUCAAUCAUUUGUAUGUUAAUCAUGAAAAAAUCUCAAAGCACGAGGCCGGUAAAAGAAAGAGAUCUCGUGAAAGGUGCUUGCAAAUUAAAUACUCUUUUGAUUCUUUUUCCUCACCAACAGGGCAAUACAAGGACUUAUGCAAAUAAAAUGACAUUCCUUGACUAUAAAUUCAUUCAAUUUUCUUAAAUCGGGAGAAGGUUACAAGUUUGUGUGGUGCCUUACUCAUGAUUUAGGAGGUACCAGUAAACUUUACAGCUCGGACUGCAAAGAUAUUGGGAUAUUCUUAGAUGAAGAUCGAGGGAGUUCAGUUUCUGGUAUUCAGUGAUGAGCCUUUAGUUUAAAUAGUUUAUUAUGCCACCACUACAAGAAAACAACGGUAUUCUGACGGACAUUCGACGGAAAAUGAAAUCCUCGGAAUUUCCGAGGAAACCCAAAAUUUGGGUUUCCU